UAAAGAUCAUCCUAUAAGAAGCCAUUUUAGUAGCAUAAACUAAAUUGAUUAUUCAAUAAGCGUUCCCAUUCUUAGAUUUAACCAAAAUAUUGCUCAUUUUUGUGUGUACAAUUUUUUAAACUAAUCUGUUACAGUGAAUGACUGAAUUUAUGACGAAUGACGUCAUUGUCCUGAGAUAUUAAUAUAUAUAUCUACACAUACGAUUGAUUUCUCAUAUCAAUAUUAUAUUCAAUCCGUGUUCACAUCAUCCAAUCUAUUAAGAUGAGUGCCACAAACAGAGAGACCCCUGCGGAUUCCAAUGAGUCUAACAGUAAUGAAUAUUCAUCAGAUGACGACAACAAUAGGAUAAGUAAAAAUGGAGAAGAAGUACCUGAAAAGGAGGGACUGUCAACAAUCACUAUUCAGUUAAAAAGCAUUAUUUUUAAAAUAUUCGAGGAGAAGUUUCAAGAUCUAUUAUCACAUAAAAUUAACGAUUUAGAAAAGAAACAGCAAGAUGUUAUCGAAUGGUUUACUAAAGCAGAAGAAAAAUGGGAAGAGUCCAUUCAAGAUUUAGAAAAGAAACAGGAAGAUGUUGUCGCAAAGGUUACCAUAACAGAAGGCAAAUGGGAAAAGUCUGUUCAAGAAUUAGCAAAGAAGCAACAAGAACAAUGGGAAACUUCUAUUCAAGAUUUGGUAAAUAAACAGGAAGAUGUUGUCGCAAAGGUUACCGAAGACUUAGAAAAGAAACAAGAAGAAGUUGUUGGAUUUGUUACCCAAAUGGGAAAUCGAUGCCAAAACUCCGUUCAAAAUUUAGAAAAGAAACAACAAGACGUUGGCAAAAUGUUAAACGAAGCAAAAGAACAAUGGGAAACCUCAAUUCAACAAUUAAAAAGGAAACAGGAAGAUGUUGACGAAUGGGUUACCCAAGUUGAUAAAAAAUGGGGAAACUCCAUUCAAGAUUUAGAAAAGAAACAGGAAGAUGUUGUCGCAAAGGUUACUGAAGCAGAAGAAAAUUGGGAAAAGUCCAUUCAAGAUUUAGAUAUUAAACAGGAAGAUAUUGUGGCAAAGGUUAACAAAGUAGAAGAAAAAUGGGAAAAGUCUGUUCAACAUUUAUCAAAAGGGCAACAAGAUGUUGGCGAAACGUUAAAGGAAGCAAAAGAACAAUGGGAAACCUCAAUUCAACAAUUAAAAAAGAAACAGGAAGAUGUUGACGGAUGGGUUACCCAAGCGGAUAAAAAAUGGGGAAACUCCAUUCAAGAUUUAGAAAAGAAACAGGAAGAUGUUGUCGCAAAGGUUACCAAAGCAGAAGAAAAAUGGGAAAAGACUGUUCAACAUUUAGCAAAGAGGCAACAAGAUGUUGGUGAAAUGUUAACCAGAGCAAAUGAACAAUGGAAAACCUCAAUUCAAGGUUUGGAAAAGAAACAGGCAGAUGCCGCAAAGGUUGCCAAAGACUUGGAAAAGAAACAAGAAGAAAUUGUCGGAUUUGUUAACCAAACUGGAAGUCUACACGAAAAGUGCCUUCAAGAUUUAGAAAUGAAACAACAAGAAUUACGGAACAAUAUUUCCGGUUGGAUUACCCAAACAAAUAAGAAAUGGGGAACGUCCAUACAAGAUUUAGAAAGGAAACAGGCAGAUAUUGGCGAAACGUUAAAGGAAGCAAAAGAACAAUGGGAAACCUCAAUUCAACAAUUAAAAAAGAAACAGGAAGAUGUUGACGGAUGGGUUACCCAAGCUGAUAAAAAAUGGGGAAACUCCAUUCAAGAUUUAGAAAAGAAACAGGAAGAUGUUGUCGCAAAGGUUACCAAAGCAGAAGAAAAAUGGGAAAAGACUGUUCAACAUUUAGCAAAGAGGCAACAAGAUGUUGAUGAAAUGUUAACCAGAACAAAUGAACAAUGGAAAACCUCAAUUCAAGGUUUGGAAAAGAAACAGGCAGAUGCCGCAAAGGUUGCUAAAGACUUGGAAAAGAAACAAGAAGAAAUUGUCGGAUUUGUUAACCAAACUGGAAGUCUACACGAAAAGUGCCUUCAAGAUUUAGAAAUGAAACAACAAGAAUUACGGAACAAUAUUUCCGGUUGGAUUACCCAAACAAAUAAGAAAUGGGGAACGUCCAUACAAGAUUUAGAAAGGAAACAGGCAGAUAUUGGCAAAAUGUUAACCGAAGCAACAGAACAAUGGGAAGCCUCAAUUCAACAAUUAAAAAAGAAACAGGAGGAAGUUGUAGGGUGGGUUACCCAAACUGAAACCCGAUGGGAAAACUUAAUUCAAGAUUUAAACAAGAAACAUCAAGAUAUUGUUGCAACAGUUUCCGCAGGAGAAGAAAAAUAUGUGAAGUCCAUUCAAGAUUUAGAAAAUAAACAUAGAGGUGUUGUCGCGAAGGUUACCAAUGCAGAAAGGAAAUGGGAAAUGUCUGCCCAAGAUUUAGGAAUGAAACAACAAGACGUUGGCCAAAGAUUAGCCGGAGCAAAACAACAAUGGGAAACCUCAAUUCAAGACGUACAAAAGAAGCAGAACUCUGUUUUCGAAUGGAUUACCCAAGCUGAAUAUAAAUGGGGAAACUCAAUUCAAGACUUAUUAAAGAAACACCAAGAUAUUGAUGCAACAGUUUCCGAAGCAAAAGUAAAGUGGGAGAAGUCCAUUCAGGAUUUAGAAAAUAAACAUGAUGUUGGCGCUGAAGCAAUGAAACAACAUCUUCAAAAUCUUCAAAAUAAUCUUUGCGAAAAACUACUCAAAUUUAAAAAUAAUUUUACCCUACAAAUUAAUCAGUGCAAAACCAAGUUAGAAAGUACCCAAAAAAAACUGGAGGAUCUGACUGAAGACACCAAAAUUGAUGAACAGCUCCAUCAGCUCAACGAUCAAAUAGAUCAACUUAAUACAGCGAUGAUAAAACAUGAUGCGGUGCACUUCGACAUAAAUACUUGGUUGAAACGCCAUGAAAGUGUAUUAAUUGACUACGAUUUAAUAUUGAAAUGCAUUAAAAUAGAUGAAAAGGAUCUAGUAAAGACGGUGGCCACCGUUGACAGUAAGUUUUCGGCGUUCACUGAAGAAGUCAGGAGGCACAACGAUGAAUUGUCUCAGUGGAAGUUGGCCAAUAGUGAAGCGUUGGAACAGUUUAAAUCAAUUGGUGCGGACCACCUUCGAAUAGAACAAAUCAGUUCUGGUUUGAAGACGAAUGAAGGUAAAUUGAAUCAGCAGGAACUAAUAAUAAAAUCGAUAAAACAAGAUGAGAAAGAAAUCCAGCAGCAAAUUAACACUCUGGUGGAUCGAAUAAAGUCCAUCGAGGAAAGAAACAGAAAAUUUAUGUCUAAGGUAGCCGAAGAAAGGGAGAGAAAAGUUCCCUUAAGCACGCCACCACAAGUGAAUAGGUUGGACAGAAGCGUCGAUACGGAUUUGUUGAAAAGAUUAAUACUAGAAGAGAUGGAAGGACAUAGAAGGAAUGGGGGCAUGCUUAGGUAUCAUUGGGUGUUAGGAGGAUCAAUUUUCAUGCUUAUACUUGCUAUGGUGAUUUAUAUGGAACUCCACAAGUGUAAUUAUUACUAACACUGCAUGUAUUUAUUGUUAAAAUUUUAUUUAUUAAAUAAUAUAUUAUUUACAAAAGAUCA
Aethina tumida (small hive beetle) is the source of this 3578-nucleotide messenger RNA. Its product is annotated as myosin-6. The transcript is spliced from 4 exons. The coding region runs from base 262 to 3516 and encodes 1084 amino acids. The record is from RefSeq and is a predicted model, not a curated record. Lineage: Eukaryota; Metazoa; Arthropoda; Insecta; Coleoptera; Nitidulidae.